Molecule: messenger RNA, 500 nt
Organism: Candidula unifasciata
Lineage: Eukaryota; Metazoa; Mollusca; Gastropoda; Stylommatophora; Geomitridae
Source: the annotation of a GenBank genome assembly
CUCAGAUGCCUGGCAUGGGCGGCAUGGGCGGCAUGGGCGGCAUGAUGCCCUUGUUGCUUAGCCGUGGUGGUGGCGGCGGCAUGGGCGAGAACAUGGGUCUAAUCAUCCUGUCCUUAUUGAGUCAACAGGCCAGCGGCGGCGGCGGCGGCGGUGGCGGAAUGGCCGGCAUGCUGCCUAUGAUGAUGGCAAUGAGAGGAGGCGGUGGUGGCAGUGAAAUGAUGAUGCCAAUGAUGUUGAUGAUGAAUCAGCUAAGCGCAUCUGGUGGUGGUGGUGGUGGCGGCGCUGGAGGACUGAUGAGCAACCCGAUGAUGAUGUUGCCCUUGCUGCAAGGGGGAGGAGGAGACCAGUUGAUGAGGAUGAUGCCUCUGCUGUUGAUGCAGAACCAGGGAGGUGCAGGAGGCCCCGCGGAUCCAACCGGCUCCUCAGGGGGCGCAGCUGGAGGUAUGGGCGGCAUGGGCAGUAUGGCCCCACUCCUCCUCUCUGGAGCUAUGGGAGCAUAA